AUGAUGACAUUCUCAGGUCAUAAUCCUCACCUUUUUAGGUGGAGGAGGCUCAGCAGGAGUAAAACAUCCGCAGACAAGAAUGAUGAUAUAGACCAGUGGAGGAAGCAAGUGGAGAAGGCCUCUGAGUUCGCUGUGUCUGAAGUUUUCUCCCACAAGAAACCUCAGUCAGGAAGCAACAGCGUAGCCGUACCUUUGCAAAGCUCUGAACAGUUAAGAGUUCAUGAUGACGCAUACAGUGAAGCUCAGGCUCUUUUAUCGGAUUGGCUGAGCAGUAAGUUGCGUCUGGAGCUGGAGACAGAGGAGGAAGAGGAGGAUGAUGACCUGAUGUGCUCCGCUGAGAGGAGAAGCCCUGCUGCACUGGCUACUGCACAACCUGCUGCCUUGAACUUUGAUGAUCUUUACAACCAACUGGCUGAAGAAGAAGAGCACAGUGCUAUUAACAGCAUCCUACAAGACCUGAUGGAGCAGGAGGUGUUGGACUCUGGGAUGAUGGAGGAACUGGCGCUGGAUGUUGGACAAACAAGGAAGAAGUUCAGACACCCACUUAUCACCAUGGAAGCACGACACCAGAAGGUGCGAGAGAACAGGGCCCGGCAGAAUGCUGAGAGGAAGAGGCAGCAGAGAGAGAGGGAGGCUCAGCGGGGUGCCAGAGAGGAGGCAAAGAGGAGGGAGCAAAUGGAGGAGACAAGGAAGAAGCAGGAGGCACGCAGGCAGGAAGAGAUGGUGCAGCAGGACAUGGUGAGACUGCGACGCCAGAUGGAGGAGCGCAGAAACCGUGAACAGCUGGUUCGACAGAGAGAUAGGGAGAGACUGGAAAGGCAGUGGGCAGCAUGGAGCCUUCAGUCAGCUCCUCUACUUUCCACAAAGCAGCAGCAGCACCAGCGAGACACAGAGCAACUAUACAAAGAACAAAACAUUCAAACCAUGGUUCAUAUGCGCAACCUCAAGUGUCUGCAGAGGCAUUUCUCUGGAUGGUUUUCAGUGGUGUUGAACCGAAGGUUACGUAUGGGUAAGGCCAUGGCCCUUUGUGACUGGAGGAAGAAGCUGACAGCCUGGCGAGCGUGGCGAGCAGUAGUGUGGGCAGAACAAAAGCAGCGAGAGUUGAUGAGAACAGAGGAAGAUCAACGAGCUGAAAACAGACAUCGCAAGCUGGCUGUGGAAAGUGACCGAAGGCGGUUACUGCGGAGAUAUCUAAAUGAAUGGCAGCUAUUAUGUCGCACGGAGAAGGAACAACGAGAGCUUUUGGCCCAGCAGCAGGAAACCCAACGAAAAAUGGCCGCCUUAAUUAAUGCAGCAUCUACAGGCAAACUCAAGGCAACAGAAACCCCUGUUCAUCAGCCAGUAAUGGCCCCACCUGAGGCAUCUAACCAACCAGAGAGUGCAGACAAGGAAGAUGAUCACAGGCCAGGAACUUUAACCCUUGACGCCUCUGCAGCACAUCAUGAUAAAACCCCUGUGGUUGCUGUGGCCCAGCCCACUCAGCCAUGGCAGGUGAGCCGGCGCCAUGUAGCACCGUCUGCUGCUGAGCUCCAUGAGGCACAGCAGAUAGGCAAGGUCAGUGGCUUUACCCGCUCAAAAAGUGCAGUGUCACAGGGCAGCGGGUUUGAAAACAGACACACCGUCCAGCAGCAGAUCAUCACACAGCAGAGGAAACUGCUCAAGGAGCAGCAAGUGCAAAUUGCACAGCUGAGGGAAGAGCAGACUAUGAUUGGCUUGGAGCUGGAAACACAGAAAACUGCACCACUCACCCAGAUUUCUGUUCCAGGAGCUUCAAGGCCAAAGAGCCAAAACUUUAACCCUACAGAGCAGAGGGCACUAAGAGUUACUGGAGAACCUGACAGUCUAUGCACACCUGCGAGGAAAGCUGUCACACGCCAGACAUACCCCCAUCCAAUCAUCGCAGCCAUGGAGGUCCGUGCACAUCAGCGAGUGGAGCGAAAGAAGGAAAUCCAAGAACUCAAGAGAAAGAAGGAAGAAGAAAAACUGGCUGAGAUGAAAGCCGCUGAGGAGCAGAGGCAGAGGGAGGAGGAGGAGGAGAAAUGUAAAGCAGCAGCAAAGAGGAAGGAGGAGAAAAGGAAGGAAAGAGAGAGGGAAGAGGAGAAACAGAGGCAACUGAUAAGGCAGCAGGAGCUCCUGAAACUGGCCCGUCAACACUACCACAGAUCCUUGUUGCUACGGCGAGGCCUGGCACCAUGGAAACGCCUCAUUCAGCUCAGGCAAGCCAACACACAGAUGGCUGAGAAUCAUCACAAUCUCUCCCUCUUGAGGCGAUGCACACUAGGCUGGCAACAGUCAGCAAGAGAGUCCCUGGGUGAGAAAGAAGCUUCCGCUGACCAACUGCACCAGCACUUUUUACUGCGGAGGGGCUUAAGCUGUUGGAAAAGACUGAAGGACUGGCGUAUGAUUCAGGAGGUACGAGCCGAGCGCUUCUAUCGGACUCACACUCUACGGAGGUUUCUGCUGGCACUGCUGGACCACGUGACCCAGGAAAGGCUGGUCGAGUGGGACCGUCAGGAGCUGGCUCAGGAGCACAAUAACAGACGGGUGUUGUGGAGAUGUUUCCUGGCCUGGAGGCAGUUUCCAUAUCUGCAGCGCAAGGAAAGAGAGAGGGAGGAGCGGCGGGAGAAGUUGGGACGGAAAGUGUCUGAGGUUCUGCCUGAUUUCUGCUCCCAUCCACUGUAA
Messenger RNA from Scomber scombrus (Atlantic mackerel), 2682 nucleotides. It is a transcript of the gene ccdc191, whose product is annotated as coiled-coil domain containing 191. The coding region runs from base 1 to 2682 and encodes 893 amino acids. The transcript is spliced from 17 exons. The record is from RefSeq and is a predicted model, not a curated record. NCBI's taxonomy places the organism in Eukaryota, Metazoa, Chordata, Actinopteri, Scombriformes, Scombridae. Gene Ontology annotation, molecular function: phosphatase binding.